Messenger RNA from Zingiber officinale, 615 nucleotides. RefSeq names its product H/ACA ribonucleoprotein complex subunit 3-like protein. Gene Ontology annotation, cellular component: box H/ACA telomerase RNP complex; box H/ACA snoRNP complex. NCBI's taxonomy places the organism in Eukaryota, Viridiplantae, Streptophyta, Magnoliopsida, Zingiberales, Zingiberaceae. The record is from RefSeq and is a predicted model, not a curated record. The transcript is spliced from 4 exons. Gene Ontology annotation, molecular function: box H/ACA snoRNA binding; telomerase RNA binding. The coding region runs from base 158 to 352 and encodes 64 amino acids. Gene Ontology annotation, biological process: ribosome biogenesis; positive regulation of telomerase RNA localization to Cajal body; snRNA pseudouridine synthesis.
GGUUGUAAAAGGGUAACAGACCAGUUAUUUGCGUAUUAAAUAUCGGAACCUCCUAAAACCCUAAACCCACGUCGUACUUAUCGCCGCCGCCGACUCAUUCCUCCGCCAGUAAUCGUCUACAUCCGCUGAAAUUCGAAGGGAUUGGGGAUCAGCGAAGAUGUACCUCCAGUUCUACAUCAAUGAGAAUGGGGACAAGGUCUAUACCACCAAGAAGGAGACGCCAGUGGGAUUGCCAACCCAAUCUGCACAUCCGGCUCGUUUCUCUCCAGACGACAAGUAUUCAAGGCAACGGGUGCUUCUGAAGAAGCGUUUCGGUCUGCUUCCAACCCAAAUGGCGCCGCCAAAGUAUUAAACCAUUUCGAUCAGCCACCUUUCUUGUUAUAUCAGUACUAUCUGAAUGAUCUGGAUAAAGUGCAGUAAAAGUGCUUAUCUACACUGCCUUCAUCUAAGUGGCUCUUGGAUUAUAUAUACUGGAAGUGUUCCUUAAUAACUAACGAUGAUUUAUGAUUGUAUUUGCUUGUGUUUGAUUUAAUCGUAGGAGCAGUUAUGUAAUUUUAGUUCUGAAGUAUUUAGAGGAAACAUUCCAUUAUAAGUUUGAUUUAAAGCUUAAAAAUA